Messenger RNA from Schistosoma haematobium, 1317 nucleotides. RefSeq lists its product as uncharacterized. The record is from RefSeq and is a predicted model, not a curated record. NCBI's taxonomy places the organism in Eukaryota, Metazoa, Platyhelminthes, Trematoda, Strigeidida, Schistosomatidae. Bases 174 to 830 code for a protein of 218 amino acids. The transcript has 2 exons.
AAUGAAAUGAAAUACAAAUAAAACAAGCACAUUAUUUAAAAUUUCACUUUUUUUUAGAAAAUUAUUAACUGAAAAUUUUAGUGAAGUAUAUAUAUGUUAGUUAUUAUUUAUAUUUCAAUUUAACUACAUUAUUAUUCUAUAUAAAAGAAAAGAAACCUUAUCAAGAUUACAAUAUGCUUCAACCAGAUGAACUUGAUGCAAUAGAAAAAUUAAAUGAAUUAUGUGAAAAAGAAGAAAAAUUAGAUAAACAACCAUUUAAAAAAAAUCAUAAAAAUCAUCAUCAUGAACAUCAUAAUAAUAAUUUAUCAUCUGUAUUUCGUUGUAGUGAUACACGUACAUUGAAAGCAAUAAAAAAUGUAUCAAAAGAUGAAUUCAAUACUACUAAUACUACUGAUACUACUACUACUAAUACUACUACUACUACCAAUACUACUAAUAAUAAUCAUAAUAGUAAUAUAGAUGAUAAUCAUUUAAUACCAACUGGUUUACCAAGAAUUCAAACAAAAAUUACUGUUAAAAUAUUAAAAUAUGAUUGUUGUAUCACAGUAAUAUUAGAUCCAACAACUAAAUUAAAUACAAUUAAAGCAAUGUAUGAUUUAAAUGAACAACUUAUUAUUAUUGGUUAUCAACGUUUAAUUACAUUAAAAACAUUAGAUCAUUUACCAAUGAAAUUUAAUGCAAUUAUUGAACAAAAUAAUAAUUUAAAUUAUGAUUUAACAACAUACGUUGAACAUAGAUAUAAAGUAAAUUUAAAUAUGUAUUAUUUAAAUUCAGCGCGUGUAAAACAAAAAAAUAAUAUUGUUUAUAUUAUUAUACCGCGGAAAAUUUAAAUAUAUACAUAUUCAAUCAUAAUAAUAAUAAUAAUAAUAAUAAUAAUAAUAAUAAUAAUAUGAAUAUGAAUAUAAACACAUAUCCUCCUCCCCACCCCUCCUAUCUUUUUGUUGUUGCUAUGAAUGGUAUUGAAUGAUUUCAAUGGUUAAUGUUGUUACCAAAUAUGAUACAUCAAUUGAAUAUUGAACGAUAGAUGUAUUAGAAUGGUCAAAGUUCAUUUAUUUCUUUGUUUUUUUUCUAUAUAUCAUACCGCUUGUAUAUGACAUAAUUUUCUUUAUAUUGAUUGUUUACAUUUCAUUAGGUCUUUUUUUGUAGUUGUUAAAAUCAAAUAUGUUGUAACCACUUUUACAUCAUUAUAUAAAUUGGAUUUCGAAAGUGUGUAAUUGUCCAAUUUCAGAUGAUAAAAAAACUUUUUUUUUGUAAAGAUCAGUUGUUUUCUUUCUUCUCUCAAUAUAUUCUAUCUGAAUACGAAUUAUUUACAUACUU